AUGCCUCAAUACGCCCAAACCCAGCCCUCUGGCUUCAGAAACACCAUCGAACGCGUCGCCAUCGUCGGCGCCGGCGGCACCAUCGGCUCGCACAUCACCCACGCCCUCCUCCAAACCGGCAAACACACCAUAACGGCGCUCUCCCGGGCCAACAGCACCAACAAACUGCCCCCCGGCAUCCGCAUCGCCCCCGUCGACUACUCCGACCCCUCGACCCUGACCGCCGCGCUCACCGGCCAACAAAUCCUCAUCAUCACCAUGUCCCCCACCGCGCCCCGCGACACCCACAGCAAGCUCGUGCAAGCGGCCGCCCGCGCCGGCGUCCCCUACAUCAUGCCGAACAGCUACGGCAGCGACAUCGAGGACGUCGCGCUCGGCGAGGACACGCUGCUGGGCCCCGUGGCAAAGGCCAGCCGCGACGAGAUCCAGAGUCUGGGCAUGCAGUGGGUCAGCGUCUGCUGUGGCUUCUGGUACGAGUAUAGUCUUGCGGGCGGGGCUGCGCGGUUUGGAUUCGAUUUCGAUAACCGUGCCCUGACUUUUUAUGAUGAUGGGAAUACCAUGACUUCGACUUCAACGUUGGUGCAGGUCGGGCGGGCUGUGGCCACGGUUCUCAGUUUGCCUGAGUUUCCUGAUGACGAAAAUGAUACCAGCUUGACGCUGUCGAACUUCCUGAACAACGCCGUGUACGUCAAGAGCUUCGCCCUCAGCCAGAGAGAUAUGUUCGAGAGCGUCAAGCGCGUGACCGGCACCGUGGACGCCGAUUGGACCAUUACGCAGCAGGACACGAAGGCGCGGUACGAGGAGGGUCUUGCGCAGGUGAAGACCGGGAAUAUGGCGGGUUUCAGCAAGUUGUUGUACGCGAGGGUGUUUUAUCCGGGUGGGUCUGGUGGGUUGGAGGCGAAGGCGCAGAAUGAGCUGCUGGGGUUGCCGAGGGAGAGUCUGGACGAGGCGACUCGGGCGGGGAUUGAGUUGGUGAAAGAGUUGUCGCUUCGGACUGAGCGGAUGGCGUCUUAG
This is a messenger RNA of Aspergillus steynii IBT 23096, 1014 nucleotides long. Its product is annotated as aromatic alcohol reductase. Lineage: Eukaryota; Fungi; Ascomycota; Eurotiomycetes; Eurotiales; Aspergillaceae. Gene Ontology annotation, molecular function: oxidoreductase activity. The coding region runs from base 1 to 1014 and encodes 337 amino acids. The transcript has 2 exons. The record is from RefSeq and is a predicted model, not a curated record.